This is a messenger RNA of Prunus armeniaca (apricot), 1425 nucleotides long. Lineage: Eukaryota; Viridiplantae; Streptophyta; Magnoliopsida; Rosales; Rosaceae. The record is from the annotation of a GenBank genome assembly.
AUGGCAGGGAAGCAAUCUCACGUAGUGAUCUUUCCCUUCCCACUCCAAGGCCACAUCAAGCCAUUGCUGUGCUUAGCAGAGCUUCUCUGCCAUGCAGGCCUUCACGUCACCUUCGUCAACACCCACCACAACCACAAGCGCUUGGCCAACCCCGAAGCGCUCUCCACCCAUUUCCCAACCCUCCACUUCGAGUCCAUCUCCGACGGCCUCCCCGACGACCACCCCCGCGCCUUGAAUGGCGAGUUGUUGAUGGCGUUGAAGACGUCCAUUAGGCCUCAUUUCCGGGAGCUCCUCGAAACCAUUUCGCUCAAGGCCGAGUCAAAUGAUGCUUCGGUGCCGCCUCUCAACUGUAUUAUAACAGAUGGGCUCGUCACUUUUGCAUUUGACUUGGCGGAGGAGUUGGAGAUUCCCAUUCUUAGUUAUAACGUUCCUUGUGCUCGUUACUUGUGGACUUGUCUUUGUCUCCCGGACCUCAUUGAGCAAGGACAACUUCCUUUUCCAGAUGAUGACAUGAGUGUGGAAAUUACCGGAGUGUCUGGAAUGGAUGGCCCUUUGCAUCGUCAAGACUUGCCAAGUUUUUGCAGAGUCAAACAAGCUGACCACCCAGCUCUUCAAUUUGCCAUCACCUGGACCCAAGCCCAAAGACGAUCCUCAGCUCUCAUCCUCGACACAGUUUAUGAACUCGACGCUUCAUGUCUCUCCCACAUGGCCCUCAUGUUUCCCAAAAUUUACACCCUCGGACCACUCCACGCCCUCCUCAAUGCUCAAAUAGGUAAUGUGUCCAAGAGUAUGGCAUCCCACGGCGGUCUUUGGAAAAGCGACCCAAAUUGCAUGACGUGGCUCAAUUCCCAGCCGUCCAGAUCUGUUAUCUACGUCAGUUUCGGGACUUUGGUCAACUUGACACGUGCCCAAAUAAUAGAGUUUUGGUACGGCCUGGUCAAUAGUGGACACCUCUUCAUGUGGGUCAUAAGAUCUGACAUCAUAUAUAGGGCCCAUCAAAUACCAGCCGAGCUUGAAAUUGGUACAAAAGAAAGAGGUUACAUAGUGGAUUGGGUUUCGCAAGAGGAGGUCUUAGCCCACAAAGCAGUGGGUGGGUUUUUGACUCACAGUGGCUGGAACUCGACGCUUGAGAGCAUUGUGGCUGGGCUUCCUAUGAUCUGUUGGCCCAAUUUGGGGGACCAUUAUAUCAUUAGCAGAACUGUUAGUCAGAAGUGGAAAAUUGGUCUCCAAUUGAAGGAAAAUUGUGACAGAUGCAACAUUGAAACCAUGAUCCAAACUUUGAUGGGACCCAAAAGGGAGGAGAUCCAGAGCUCCAUGGACACCAUUUCCAAAUUGGCUCGUGACAGUGUCGUCAAAGGUGGAUCUUCCCACAACAACUUGGAGCAGCUCAUCGAACACAUUCGAAGUUUGCAACACCACAACUAG